Callorhinchus milii (elephant shark) is the source of this 5087-nucleotide messenger RNA. RefSeq names its product FYVE, RhoGEF and PH domain containing 6 (gene fgd6). NCBI's taxonomy places the organism in Eukaryota, Metazoa, Chordata, Chondrichthyes, Chimaeriformes, Callorhinchidae. Gene Ontology annotation, molecular function: guanyl-nucleotide exchange factor activity; metal ion binding. The transcript is spliced from 21 exons. Gene Ontology annotation, cellular component: cytoplasm. The record is from RefSeq and is a predicted model, not a curated record. The coding region runs from base 288 to 4562 and encodes 1424 amino acids.
GGGCGCGCGCGCGCGGGGGGUUUCGCUGCAGUCGAGCGCUGGGAACGCACGACAGAGCUGAGGUGAAAAAGGAGGAGAGAGAGAGAGAGAGAGAGGGCGUCGUGAUCCGGUUCUGGGUGAGGUUUUCUUCCCCCCCCCACUCACUCCCAGGAGACCGAGCCUGGGGCCUCGCUCCCUCUCUCUCUCUCUGUGUCGGCGAAGGAGAAAACAAUGGCUUUGGCUGGAAAGUAACUGGAGAGUUAGUGGGGAGAGGGGGCGAGAGCCCGCGGAGCGCACGGAAACCCAGUAUGAGCACAGAAAUCAAGAAACCACCAGUGGCCCCUAAACCUAAACUUAUGGUGGGUAACAAGCCAGGACCACCUCCAGUGGCACCCAAGCCAGAUGUUCUUUCAAUUCCUUUACAAGCACACAAGGGACCCAAACCAGCCUUAGCACCAAAACCAACAUUUUCCAAACCACUUGUGGUUGACGUGAAUCCAACACCUCCACAGAAUAAUAUUCAAUCUUCAGAAGAAAUCCAUGUUGAGCUGACUGAAAAUGUGAAGUGUCCAAAAUGCCAGAACGGUGGAGGAAAAGAAGGCUGUAAAUCGAGAUGUAAUUACAUCAUGUCACCCUGCACGUGUAAAGCUGAAUGUGGGCAAAAAUACAUCAAUGGUAAAAACACAUGUAAAACUCAACUUGUGGUUGAUCAACUUGCCAAACUUGAAGGCUUGGAAAAUGGCAAAUUAUGUGACCAAACGCAUUCCUCAAGGACAAGGCACAGACCAGAUAUCCAAUGUGGCAAAAUGGUCAACAAGUAUCAGGUAAUCCGGAAAGCUGGUUUCCCUGAACAGAAGUUCAAAGAAGUCUUAACUCAGGUUGUGUCGCCAAACAAUUGCCUUCCAAAGCAAAAGGAGACGGAUUGUGAUACAGGGGCAAAACUACACGAUAGCAAUAAUAGGAAAAAUGAACUCUUCAAUGCUGACCAAACCUUGUUGGAUACAAAAAGUUCUAAUGGAGUUAAAAGUGAGAUGCUUUGUGACCGAGUUAAAGACCUUGAGGCUGAAAAUGUUGCUCAUAAAACCAAAUGGGCAGCAAUGAAUGAGAAAAGUUCCCAUGGUUAUAGUACUGACCACAAAGAAAAGGGGCAUUACAAUCCACACAAAGUUAAUUUUAUAAUUGCUGAACAGGAGAAAUUGAUCUUUCAGGAUUCCCACCAUUUAACUACUGUGAAACAGUUCGAUUCAGCACCUUGUACCAAACCAGUGCCUAAGCCAAAGCCAAAGAAAGCACGUCUGCUUGGUAUCAUUAGGCAGAACUGCAUAGAAGAUCCCAUGGAAUUCAACUCAUCAAGUAGCGAGUCGUGUUUGAAGACCACGGGGAACAUGGCGGAUUUCAGGAAACCAUUUGUUUCUAUAGAUAGUAACGAUGUUUCUUAUUCAAAGAACAAUUAUGAAAAUUCACAUCAAACUGUUGAAGGGCAGAGUGAAUCUUCUGAGAACAUUACUGAGCUAAGCCGCCAAGUCAAAGAACUUGUUUCCUUAAAAGUGCCUCAUAAUCAAAGUGGUUUGACCUUAACAAAGCCAGCACUGGUUUCUGUCUCCAAGGUCGAUCUUUCUUCAGACAUUGAAAACAAAAGUAAAAUAGAACAGAUCAAAAGAAACUUGGAAAGUGGCAACAGAACAUUACCAGCAGAAAAAAUUAGCAGCUUUGUUCGAAGUAGUUUAUCUAUGAGUUUGCCUAAAUGCGUCAGUUUGUCUUAUGUUCAGAACGUGCCUCUGGCCAGCAGCGUGGAAGGCUCGGACUUUAAAGGGAAAAGCACCAAUAAAGAAAUGUACACUAGAGCAGAUGGUUCUCCAAAAGCUAUACCUAAAAAGCCACAGAGACACAGUUUGCCUGCAGUUGCACUGAUUAAAAGGGACCUCUCAGCAGAGACUGUCAAAGGGGAAAGUUGUUCUGUGGAACAUGACUCGGAAGAAGGCAGCUUUUCAAGCACAGACAGUAAAAUUUCAAGUGAUGAGCACAAGAUUAUUCGCUUGACUGAGAAACCUAUAUGGAGGCUGCCGCAUCCUAUUUUACCAUGUUCGGGGAGUCCAGGCAUUGUAGCAACAGAAAGCACUACACAACAAAAGGAACGUUCAACUGCUUUAAAGCCGAGAGCCAAAUCAUUCACUUCAGCUGAUAUAGAAAGACCUGAGCAGUCCCCAAAGGAAUCUCCAAAGAAAAAUUCAUUUAAAAAGAUUCUUGGUAUCAAACUCCCUGCUAGAAUGAGAACUGAUCUCCAGAAAUUUUUGUCAAAAGGCAGCUAUUCAAUAGACACUGCACCAUCUGUGCUUCCUUCUGUGGAAACUCACCAAGACAGUAAUCACUGUAGGCCAAGGUCACAGACAGAUGGCAGGAAAAAUAAACCACUAAAAGUAUAUUCUGCUAAUUCCUGCCACCAGACUGCACAGAAAGGUCCUAUGCUCAGGAAUCUUUCCCAAGUGCAGAACAACUCAUCCAUUCGACAAGAGUCCACAACUGAGCUUCAGAAAGAAUGUCCCCCAAACUCUAACGAGCAGUUGACCGAACUACAGGUUCUGCUUUCUCCAAAAUAUGAAAACAUAUGUACAAAUUUUGACUGGAAAGAUUCUUCCAGCAAUGCUGACUGUGACCCAAAUCUGUAUGAAGUAGAACCCUAUGCUGUGUCAAUCUGCUAUCAAAAAUACAGUUCAGAUCAGAGGAACCAAUCCAUCAGCAAUAUGCAGGAUCAAGAUAACCAUUCUUCAGAGGUGGAUGUCAACUCAGAUGAGGAAGAAAUCAUCUUUAGCUCAGAUGAAGAAGAUGCCAGUUCAGAUACGAGCAAAGGAGAACUGGAUCAGCAUGAUGACAAGCAGAAUGAUGAAGGCAAAAAAACUAAAGUCUAUCAUAUUGCUCGAGAAAUUAUGAGCUCGGAGAAAGUGUUUGUGGAUGUUUUAAAACUCCUGCAUAUUGAUUUCCGAGAUGCAGUGACUCAAGCAACGAGACAAUAUGGGAAGCAAGUGAUUGAAGAUAAGAUCUUGAACCAGAUCUUGUACUAUCUACCGCAGCUAUACGAGUUAAACCGAGGGCUGCUCAGAGAACUUGAGGAGAGAAUGGCACAUUGGAAUGAACAUCGGAGAAUAGCUGAUAUAUUCAUGACGAAAGGUCCAUACCUAAAGAUGUAUUCUACUUAUAUCAAAGAGUUUGACAAGAAUGUUUGUUUACUGGAUGAACAGUGCAAGAAGAAUCCAAUCUUUGCUGCCGUAGUUAAAGAAUUUGAGAUGAGUUCUCGGUGUGCAAGCCUGGCCCUCAAACAUUACCUGUUAAAGCCUGUCCAGAGGAUUCCACAGUACAAACUGCUUUUAACAGACUAUGUAAAAAACCUGUCUAAAGACUGUGUUGAUUAUAAAGAUACUCAAGCUGCCCUUGCCAUCGUUGUUGAAGUAGCCAAUCAUGCCAAUGACAUCAUGAAACAAGGGGAUAACUUCCAGAAGCUGAUGCAAAUUCAAUACAGCCUCAAUGGACAACAUGAGAUUGUGCAGCCAGGAAGGGUUUUUCUAAAGGAAGGAACUCUAAUGAAGCUGUCCAGGAAAAUCAUGCAGCCGCGAAUGUUUUUUCUGCUAAACGAUGUUUUGUUGUACACUACACCAGUGCAGUCUGGAAUGUAUAAGCUUAAUAACAUGCUGUCACUGGCAGGUAUGAAGGUCAGUAAACCAUCUCAAGAAGCCUACCAGAAUGAACUGAAUAUAGAAAGUGUGGAGCGUUCCUUUAUUCUAUCAGCCAGUUCAGCAACAGAAAGAGAUGAAUGGUUGGAAGCCAUUUCUAAGGCCAUUGAGGACUACACCAAAAAGCGGAUCACAUUCAGUGGUAGCAAAAGUCUGGAUGAGGAAGAAGCAGAUAAGACCGAAUUGGAUUCUCCACUAGGUACGAAAGCUCCGAUCUGGAUCCCUGACCCCCGUGCCACCAUGUGUAUGAUCUGUACCUGUGACUUCACACUUACCUGGAGGAGGCAUCACUGUAGAGCAUGUGGAAAGAUUGUCUGUCAAGCCUGUUCAUCGAACAAAUUCAGUUUGGACUACCUUAAAAAUAGACCUGCUAGAGUUUGUGAUUACUGCUUCACAGAGCUGCAAAAGAGAGAAACCCAGUCUGAUGUGAAGAUGCUGUCUACUCCUCAAAAAUCUUCAAGUGCUCUCACCUCAGUUCUACAUAGCAUUCAGCAUUCCUCAGGGCGAAAGCACAAGAAAAUUCCAGCAGCAUUGAAAGAAGUGUCUGCUAACACUGGAGCCUCAUCUAUGAGUGGAUAUCUAUAUAGGUCAAAGGGCAGUAAAAAGCCAUGGAAACGCUUUUGGUUUGUGAUUCAGAAUAAGGUCCUGUAUACUUAUGCUGCCAGUGAGGAUGUGGCUGCUUUGGAGAGUCAACCAUUGCUGGGAUUCACGGUUUCUGGAGUUCAUGAAGAUCCUACAGAAUCUAAAGUGAUUUUUCAAUUGCUCCACAAAAGAACACUGUUCUAUGUAUUUAAAGUUGAUGAUCAACAUACUGCCCAGAGGUGGAUAGAAGUUUUUCAAGAAGCAACUGUGUUAUAGCACUCCAAAAAUGGACGCACUUUUUUUGAAAAGCAAUACAAGUUUAAAGGGAAAGAGUUCAAGAAACAACAUCCAAACAGCUUUGUUGUGAAAACAAUGUAGUGAUUUGCUGCAAUGCAACUGGACAACUGUUUCACUUCUACAUGCAUGUUGAUCUCUGAAAGAAAACUCGUACGUGUAGCCAUUAGCACCUUAAUCUGCUAUUACUGAAGAUUCAUCUCGGAGUGCAGAAUGAACUGGAUCGAUUCUGUAUUAACCCCAAAACACUCUUCAUAUUUUCUCAGGUUUUGUACUUUGCUAUAUAUUUUGUAUAAUAUAAAUAUAUUAAAAACGUAACUUCCAAAAAUCUCAUAUAAAAUAUUAGUUGGAAAUGUUGGACAGUCCCUUUAAUUUUCUCAUUUAAAAAAUGUCUCCAAAACUAGAACUGAUUGACAUAAUUUUUUCAAGGUCAUUGUAGACAACUAGAAACUAAGCUUAGUUUUCUUUGUUGGCAAGAGCCAAGGCUUAGGGAGCCCAGCGUAUGUG